Molecule: messenger RNA, 5220 nt
Organism: Gallus gallus (chicken)
Lineage: Eukaryota; Metazoa; Chordata; Aves; Galliformes; Phasianidae
Gene: NTN4
Product: netrin 4
Exons: 11
Coding region: 2216-3820 (534 amino acids)
Biological process (GO): substrate adhesion-dependent cell spreading; cell migration; basement membrane assembly
Cellular component (GO): laminin trimer
Molecular function (GO): protein binding
Source: RefSeq, a predicted model, not a curated record
GCGGGGCGCUGAUGCCGUGCGGAGCCGGGCGCGCCCCGGGGCGCGCGGGGCGGGCGGCGGCGCCGCGGCCGGGGCUCGGCCAUGGGGCGCGGGACGAGGCUGCCGCUGCUGCUGGUGCUGCUGCUGGGCGCCGCAGGUGAGUCACGGUGUUCGCUGCAUGCUCUUACUCACUGCUAAAGAACCCAGCCCGGUACCAUGUGCUGCUCAGAACGGGGCUGCUCAGACGGCCAGAUCCCUCAGGGCGGUCAGGAGAAGCCCCUUUCCCAGGGCUGCGGCGUGGAAAAUCCUUCUGCCCUCAUCUGUCCUUUCACUGAAUUCCUGGGCCGGGCGGCAGCACACAGGAAAGCUGUCACUUUUCAUAACACGCGGUGCUCCGUGGCCGUCAUGCAACUGCAAACCCGAGGGAAAACAAACGCCCUUCACAGGGUUUCUUCUUCUCCCUGCUGGGGUCUGCGUGCGGCAGCCUUCCUUCCCCAGCCCCCCGCUGAACCCAAGUCCUUAGCCCUAAAGCUGCAGGUGAGGAAGGGACCCCGUGUGCUUGGCUUGCAGGUGGCUGGGACAUGGGCUGGAGCGUGCUGGGAGCUGAAUCCCGUCAGAUCCUUGAAUGGGAAUUUGGGAGCCAGCCCUCUUGGCAGCGCUGUGCCCCACCACCAGGAGAGCCUCCCACCGAUCAGAGCCUCCCCGCACCUCUCUAAGAGCAGUCACUGUCAGUGUACAGGGAAACUAAAAGGAUGCUAUGAACGCAAGCAAGGAUCCUGACCUGGCUCCAGGUGCUGGCUGAGCCCUGCUGCUUUUACCCUGUCCCAAACCCCUGCUCUGAUCCCAGCACUCAAGGAGCCGCACUCAGUGAUCUCUUGUUUGUGUACUGCGAGCUGCGCUGCGCUGCGCGUAGCCGAAGGAUCCAGGAAAGCAGCCAAACACAUCAAUUAGGCCAGCUUGUGGCAAGCCUACCUGAUAAUGUGGCAAUAGCACACACUGAGCUACCCCUCGGGAGAGCCAUGUGGGUUAGUUAAUGUUUGCAGAGUGCUUUGGAAAGCGUCUUCAGGAGACGUAUGUGUGUUUUACAGGUAUGUUUGCUUGCUUUUCUAGAGUAGAUGGGUGCUGCACAGCUAAUAUUGAUGGUUUUGUGUUUGUUAGGAAGCUAAACUCACUGCUUGCUAAAGGUGCCCAAGGCUUAUUGCCUAGGGAGGUGCAGGGACUGAAUUCAGGAGUGCUCUGCCGUGGCUGUGUUUACCAUCAGCAGUCUGCAUCUGUUCUGAAUAACGGCGCAGGAAUCCACACAGAUCAGCGGUGAUAAAACUGUGCUGUGUCCAGAGCGCUUCGUAAGGGGCAGAAGGAGCAGGGAAACCCAUCAGGCUCUGAAGGCUUUUUCUCUGCUCGUGGGUAAUGUAGCUUAAUUGCAGCUAUGACACUGUAAGCGAAUGCUGAAUAAACCCCAAAUAAAGGAUUUAUUGGAUGCUAAACUGAAAUGACCUUUGGACAUAACAAAAAACGCCAAGAUGCCACAGUAAUUGGUGCACAAAGCUGAUUGUGUAUGAUUGGCACAGCGAGAAAGAAGACAUUAUGCACCUUGGAUGUUUUGGCUGCCUGCAUCCAAGUCAUCAGAGCUUCCUUUUUUUUAUUAUUAUUUUUUAACAUAUUAAGCAGUCAUGGUUAAUAAAAUACAGCCUUGACCUGCUGCUACACUUACUAAUAAAGAGGCGGAGACUCCUCACGAACGCCAGGCGGGUUGCUUUGCGGAAGGCUUCACACCAAACCCCGCAGUGAUUUUGUUUUCCUUUGCCACUUUCGCUGUGAUUUUUAAAUGGACGAGGCUGCCAGAGAGACUUGCACACAAACCACAGCGGCUCAGCUGUGAGGCAGCCUGCCAGCACCAUUUCAACCAAGGAUUUAUUUCCCCCUGCUUUACACACGUCGGUGUCAGGCUUCCAAACCUCAGCAGUGUUUUGAUUCAACUCCUGCGGCAGUUUGGGACUGCGGAGAGAUUUGGGGCCUGGGCAGCGUAGCCGGUGCAGGCAGCCCAUGCGAGAAGGCCUGCAAUCCCCGGCUGGGCAACCUGGCACACGGACGGACGCUGAGAACGGAGACGGCCUGCGGGAGCCAUGCCGCCGAGCCCUUCUGUGCCUACGCCGAGGACGCCACGCUCCGCUGCAAGCCCCCCACCUGCGGCCACUGCAGUGGGGCCCACGCGGGGCUGGCACACCCCCCCGCUGCCAUGGCCGACUCCCCUUUCCGCCUGCCCCGCACCUGGUGGCAGGCGGCCGGGGACGCCCCGCAGGAGACCAUCCAGCUGGACCUGGAAGCCACCUUCUACUUCACGCACCUGAUCCUGGUCUUCAAGUCACCCCGGCCGGCGGCCAUGGUGCUGGAGCGCUCACAGGACUUCGGCAAGACCUGGCAGGCCUACAAGUACUUUGCCACCAACUGCUCGGCGACCUUCGGGCUGGAGGACGACGUGGUGCGGAGGGGAGCCCCAUGCACAUCCAGAUACUCCAGCCCCUUCCCCUGCACCGGAGGAGAGGUGAUAUACCGAGCCCUCUCGCCGCCGCAUGCCGCCAAGGACCCAUACAGCGCAGAGGCCCAGGCGCAGCUGAAGGUGACCAACCUCCGCGUGCGGCUGCUGGAGCGGCAGAGCUGCCCCUGCCACCCGCUGGAACCGCCGGCCCUGCCAGCCCCAUACUACGCUGUCUACGACUUCAUUGUGAAGGGCAGCUGCUUCUGCAACGGCCACGCCGACCACUGUGUCCCCGUCAGAGGGUUCCGGCCUGUCAGGGCAGCCGGUGCUUUCCAUGUGGUCCAUGGGAAGUGCAUGUGCAAACACAACACUGCAGGACCUCACUGCCAGCACUGUGCCCCGCUCUACAAUGACCGCCCUUGGCAGGCUGCUGAUGGCAAAACUGGAGCCCCCCGAGAGUGUCAGUCGUGCAAGUGUAAUGGGCAUGCCGACACCUGUCACUUUGACAUGGAUGCGUGGCUGGCAUCAGGCAACCGCAGUGGUGGUGUCUGCGACAACUGUCAGCACAACACAGAGGGGCAGCACUGCCAACGCUGCAAGCCAGGCUUCUACCGAGACCUGCGAAAGCCCUUCUCUGCCCCAGAUGCUUGCAAACCCUGCUCCUGCCACCCUCUGGGAUCGGCCGCGCUCCCCCUGGGCCCCCGCACCUUCUGCGACCCCAGCACCGGUGACUGCCCCUGCAAGCCUGGCGUGGCGGGGCCGCGCUGUGACCGCUGCCUGCCCGGAUACUGGGGCUUCGGCACCAGCGGCUGCCGGCCCUGCGACUGCGCCCGGAGCUGCCACCCUCUCACUGGCGAUUGCCACAGCAGCAGCAGUGUGGAUGCAAGCUGGCAGCAAGAAGUGCUGCCCUUCCAACCAACACUCAACGAGAGCAAGCCUGCCUGGGGCUGGGAGGAUGAGCAGGGCUUCUCAGCUCUGCGGCACUCCGGUAAAUGCGAGUGUAAGGAGCAAGUUUUGGGCAACUCCAAGGUCUUCUGUGGGAUGAAGUAUACCUAUGUGAUAAAGACAAAGAUCUUGUCAGCUCAUGACAAGGGCUCCCAUGCAGAAGUCAACGUGAAGAUCAAGAAAGUCUUGAAGUCUACAAAGCUGAAGAUUCUGCGGGGUAAGAGGACGCUCUACCCCGAGUCCUGGACUAACAGAGGCUGCACCUGUCCAAUCCUCAAUCCUGGCUUGGAAUACCUGGUGGCAGGACACGAGGAUGUCCGGACGGGCAGGCUCAUCGUCAACAUGAAAAGCUUUGUCCACCAGUGGAAGUCGGCCCUUGGGAGAAAGGUCCUGGAGAUUUUAAAAAGAGACUGCAACUAGACACAUGCGGCCACCUAGGGCAUUUCUUCAUGCACAGAAUGCAAGAGCCUUCACAGAGAGAAGGCCUCGAGGAUGAAAACUGGAACAUAAGAAAAUAGCGCCAAAGCGUGUAGCGAGGCAUUACAAUUUGUAGGCGCUGACUGAUUUAACCCUUCCUGGCCAAUGCCCAUUCACUCGCCUGUAGCUUCCUUGCAAGGCACUCCCUGAGCCCAGGUUUUGUUGCGUUGAGGGGAAGAGAAGGAAGGGCGACCCUUGGUUUGGCCCCAGAUGAGAGGUGACGAGCCGCUGCCAGUGCCACCAGGAUGGAUCUGGGGUCACUUCCAGGGGCUCCAAGAAGAUGCUGCAGAGCAGCAGGAGCACGUGGCUGAGAGUCGGGUGCUGCUGCCCUUCACCCCACCAUGCUGUGGGGGAUUUUGGGGCUCAGCUCCCUGCCUGUGCUCUCGAGGGUGGACUUGUUGGGUGAUGCGAGUUCCUCUGCCCUCAUGCACAUGUGGUGGAUGCCGGUUCUCUGCCACACUGCAGAGAAGAGCUGGCUCCGUGGGGCGCAGUGUCUCUGAGCUUUUGUCCUUGAAGUGUUAAGAUAUGAACCCAGCCUCCUGUAAAUAUUUCAUUGUAUAAAGCACUUUACUACCUGCCACUCCGCGGUGUGGAAGGACAGAUUGUGUUUGGGAAAGAAGAGGUUGAAGGUGGCACAUGGAAAACCUUCCUGAAACAGAAGCACUCCUGAAGACGCACGGCAUAAAGGGAAGGGCCAGCCUGGCAUGGCCACUCGGAGCAUCCCGGGGUGCAGUCUGAGGGAUAGAAAGCAUUUGCACUGAAGUCCCAGCUUCAGACCAGUGCUUGGGCUCCGUGGGCAGGACUUGGCAGCCAGUACAAAAAGAAGAGACUUCGGAAUGAAAAUGCAAUCGCCAGCGUAGGAGACUGCCCACAGGAAAAGUGGAUCUGAAGGAUGGAAAGGACUGCCAUUCCCAUAUCCCCACCCAGUGAUUCACGAUGGGCCUGGAGUUUAUUUUAUUUUUAUGUUAGUAUUUAAAACUGAACGCUCGAUUUGUUUUCUUCUGUGAUAUUGUUUGCAAUAUAUAUGGCCACUACACUUCCACAUUAACUCCCAUAUGGAAUAUAGCACAGUUUACUGCAGUUUUCAGCACUAAAGUAUAUCUUUUCUGUAAAGCGUCUUUGAAGCACAUUGCAUAGUUAGUAUCUUUUGCUCAUGAGUAUGAGAGGAAAGAAAAGGCAGACAUGCAACAUCGUAAGAACCACAAGCCUACCAAUAUGCUUUACAUAUGUAUUUUUCUUUCAAAGUCCUGUGGACUCAAAAAAAAAAAAAAACCCCAAAAAGAUACUAUUUUGGUAAUUUGUUUUUAUAUCUCAUGUAUGUAAUAAAUAUAUUAUGAUUUCAA